Messenger RNA from Diabrotica balteata, 4514 nucleotides. The record is from the annotation of a GenBank genome assembly. Lineage: Eukaryota; Metazoa; Arthropoda; Insecta; Coleoptera; Chrysomelidae.
GGCAAGUAAAACAUGAAACUCCAGACAAGCGAUCAAUCAAAUUACAAGUCCCUUAUCGUUUAAAACUUAUGACAGCUAGCUUAAUAGUAAUUAUUAUUUAACUAAUACAACAUUGCUAUUAAUAACCGAUUAUUAAUAAUGUUUAAUGGAUUUGGAGGAAAUACAAAAGAAUACUUCAAAUCAAGACAUAUCUUCAGUAGAGCUACAAGGAGGCUGUCUACAACCAGGACACUAUGAGAACCUUUACAUAUCUAAGUAAAAGACGGUUCGUAAAACUAUGAGGAUAUCUACUAAACUUUACCUUAUAGUAUUUAUGUGCACAUUUAUCAUAUUAGUACAAUAUCAUAUCUACAAUCCUUGGGUGAUACCUACUCUUAACAGUAAUGACGAUAUACGACAAGAAGUUAUUGCUAAAAAGUCACAAGUGCCGUGUUAUAUUUUAGCAACAGCUGAUGGGUCUGAGUUACCACCCCUUUAUAUCAUUACUCCUACUUACAGGAGACCUGAACAAAUAGCUGAAUUGACUAGGCUAUCUCAUACUCUUAUGUUAGUGCCGAAUCUGACGUGGUUAGUGAUUGAAGAUGCCCACAAAACCAACGACUUGAUCAAUGAAGUCUUGCAUAAGUCGGGGAUAAAAUAUCAUUACAUGAUUGCGCCGAUGCCUGCAGAAUUUAAAAAUAAAACCAAAGGCGCAAAGCCCAGGGGAGUAUCAAAUAGAAACAAAGGUAUCGAAUGGAUACGGAAAAAUGCAAAAACUGGAGUUAUUUAUUUUGCUGAUGAUGACAAUACAUAUGAUCUAGAGUUAUUCAACGAAAUACGAUAUACAAAAAGAGUUUCUAUGUUUCCUGUUGGCUUAAUAACGAAAGCAGGGAGUAAGUUCUCCUAUUGUUAAACACGGAGUUUUUACUGGUUUUUACGACGGAUGGAUAGGUGGUAGGAAAUUUGCUGUAGAUAUGGCUGGUUUUGCCGUUUCUGUAGAGUUUCUAUAUAAACGCCCUAAAGCUACUAUGCCUUUCAAGCCUGGAUUUGAAGAGGACGGAUUUUUAAAAAGUCUGUCUCCCUUCGAGCCUGCUGACGUUGAGUUACUUGCGUCUAAUUGUACAAAGAUCUUGGUAUGGCAUACACAGGCAAAGAAAAAUGAACCAUCGCUGCCUCUAGAUAUGGUUAAAUAUAAUAAUUCAAACCUCGUAAUGCUCAAAAAAAUUCUAGUCUAAUCUGACAUUGUUUAUAUUUUUAAAAUAUUGCGCAGGUUAUUUACUUACGAAACUAUCACGCUAUAUAAUGGCAAUUGUUUGGAAAGUCCAUUUGAAUUGUACAUAGUGCAUAAAGUAAUUUAUUUUUUUAUAAGAAAAAUUAUUUUUAUGUUCAUUACGGUGAAAAAUGAACGUAAUGGCGUAAGUUAGUUGUUUCAGUCGUUGUGCACCUUUACAAUGCGUUAUUGAAGCAAUAUUUUUAUUAACGAAUAAAUUUAGUUAGAGUCCUACGAAAUGUGCAAAACAUAUUAUUUGCACAAACUACCUAUUUAUAUAUUUGGUUCAAAAUUUUAAUAUAAAAAGAAAUAUAUUUUUGAAAUGUCCCUAAAAUCACUUAAACUGAUCCUCAACUAUGACAUACUUUAAUAUAUUAUAUUCACGAUAUCCAAAACUAUGUAGUGGUUAAGAUAUUGUAGCGAGAUUAAAUAAAACGAGCGGUUCGAAUUUAUAUAAAUAUUAUUAUUUAUAACUUUACAGUUCGGUACUAUCUUAUCAACUAAACUAACUCAUAACAUCGUUACAUAUAUAUACCAAAAAAGUAUUAUUCUCAAAUCUUCUGGGGUUAGUCCCACCUUUAGUUCGUUGUUUGACAAAAUGGCGCUCCUACAAUCGCGAAGGUUCUCGAAGCCCGAGAUGCUGCUUCGAGAUGCAACCGUUAUACGGGCCACGCUGAAUGCAUGUUUAUAACGUAAAAUUUUCGUAAAAUAAUCCAUGGCUACCAGGAUAUAUUUAUUUCCAUCAUUCGUCUACUGGAAAUGGACCUGCAAUGUCGAUUGCUACUUUUCCAUAGGACUACCAACAUUGUACUGUUACAUGGGUGCCCUCUUUUUACCAACUGGACCAUUACUGGUUACCACAGUUCACAUUUCCGGCACCAUCUUCUUAAAUCAUCUUUACAGUUUCACCAAUAGAACUAGUGUCCAUCUAGUGCACCAUCAUGCAACUGACGCAAUACUUCUGAGACUUUACUUUUAGGUACAAUCAACUGAAGCUUAGAUUCUGUACCAUCAUCAUUCACAAACAGGAGAAUCACUCUUUUAGCACUAGGCAAUUCCAUUGGCUCCAGUAACCACUUGACUUCGGACUACAUGCAAUAAGGUCUUGCCAAGAGGUCUUUACUUCGACGCAUCCAAUCCAAUACUCUUUUUAUACAUGGAUCAUCUGCUUGAGCGUCUUGUAGCUGUUGAGGGCUACCUUUGAUCAUUAAUGACGGUGGUUCGUCUCACGGGGCAAAGUCGUUCUUGAAGUAUCUAUCUUUUUGGACCCGCUGCAGUCUUCAUCGCGUUCUUUUAGUUGCUCACGCAACUAUUUACUAAAAGUUCUAUUAGCAGCAUCUUAGGUCAGGCACACACGUACUUUUUAAAUGUUUCUUUCGUACAAAGAUCACUACCGAACUACGCGAAUGUUCCCGACGAACAAUACUUUUCAAAAGUUCAAAAGUCUUUUUCCAAAGUCACUGCUGAAUUUAUUUUUUUUAUCGCACACGUAACACCAACUGUAGCGGAGCAUAAAUAAAACGAGCGGUUCGAAUUUAUAUAAUAUAUAUUUCAUUUAUAACUUUACAGUUUCGGUACUAUCUUAUCAACUAAACUAACUCAUUAACAUCGUUACAUAUAUAAUACCAAAAAGUAUUAUUCUCGAAUCUUCUGGGGUAGUCUUACCUUUAGUCCGUUAUUUGACAAAUUCGAAGCCCGAGAUGUUGCUUCGAGAUACAACCGUGACACGGGCCACGCUGAAUGCAUGUUAAUAACAAUAUGAUUAUAAUUGCUUUGCUAUCUUCUAAUAUCUAGUAUUUUCCUAUUCUAUGACUUAUUAACUUUUUCUUUAUCUUUACUCUUCAUUCACCACAGUCGUUCACGUUUUUCCAAACACUGUCCAUACUUCUCCAGGACUCAUAUGGUACAACACCUCUACCUUUCUUUAUUUUAUUGCUUGAUCUACAUCUUCGUUGCUUACUAACUACGUAUUAUGUCAUUUUACUAGUUAGGGUGCUCUGUUUUACUUUAAUUAAUGAGAUUUUGGAACUAUAUUACAACUAAUAUUGUGCGCAUACUUCUUUGGUGCACUUUAAUGACUGAACAUACGCUUGCUCUCUGUCUCUUUCUCACCCUCUCUCUUUCUCAUGAAACUUACAAUGAGGCAUGAAAGUUCAUAUUACAGUUGUCAAUUUUUAAGUGUUCAGGAUCGUCAGAAGUGAACAAAUAAUGAAAUUAAUCAUCCAAAGUCACGCCUCCCAACUAGUCAAAAGUAGACAAAAUCACGUAUCAAUCAUGGAUUCUCGGAAAUAGUGGAUUGGAUGAUUAGCGGCGCGUAAGAAAAUAUAUUUCUUUGUUCGUUACUUUACACUGUAACCAAUAGAGUAUUAUAUGUCUGCUUAUAAUAUUAAAAGUAAUACAUUAGAGCUAGUUUAUAAAACACGUUUUGAUUCACUUUUAGUUGGCUUCUACAAACUCACGACUGUACUGCUCUAUAAUUAUAAAUUGCUAUUUUCAUUUCUUUGAUUUUCUUUUUGUUUUUAAUUAUUUCUGAAUUUCUAUCUAGUAUAUUCUUUCGAUGUAGUUUUUCAAUUAUUUCAAAAGAUAUUUAAUUAAUUAAAACAACUUUUGAACAGUUUUCAGUUCUAGCAAAUUUCCUUAGGAAAAAAGGUAUAAAAAUAACUCAAAACUGAAUAAUUUGUUCAUAGUUAGAUAGAUAGAUAGAAACCAUAGUUUCGAUAUAUUAUAUAAAAUCACUUGUGAUAAAUAUUCAAAAUUGCAUACAGAUGUCAGACAGGUCGAGCUGUCAAAGCAUUAAUUAUUAACUAAAUAUAAAACAAGUUUUUUGAAAUAAAAAUCAAUAAAUUUGCUCUAAACUUUGUGCUAAAAAGUGACAAAUAAAAUUAUUGAUAACUGAAACUGUUUAAAUAAUUAUUUUACAUUAAUUUUUACAGAAUUUGAUAAAGUUCCAUAAUAGAUUAGUAAAAAUUUUGUUUCAAUAAUAUUAAACGUAAAAAUUACAGUGAUUUUUGUUACUAUUUAUUUAUAAAUUGUUUUGAUUGUUUUGAUCAUACAAUUAUAUGUUCAUAUCAUAAAAACGCAAUCGUGAUAUUCAAUAUAUUUAUAUCAAUACAAUAUUUAUUGUGCAUAUAAGUACCAUAUCCCAAUACUUUAAGUUUUAUUUUUCAAGAAUGGGGCUGUGGAUGAUUUUUAUACCUAUAUUAGUUUUAAGGUAAUGCCAUUUACACAAUCAUGUAGAUAUUAAAUAGAUAUAUUUGUUGCAUUU